Salpingoeca rosetta is the source of this 810-nucleotide messenger RNA. Its product is annotated as 50S ribosomal protein L27. Gene Ontology annotation, biological process: translation. Bases 7 to 411 code for a protein of 134 amino acids. The transcript is spliced from 4 exons. Gene Ontology annotation, molecular function: structural constituent of ribosome. The record is from RefSeq and is a predicted model, not a curated record. Gene Ontology annotation, cellular component: ribosome; mitochondrial large ribosomal subunit. NCBI's taxonomy places the organism in Eukaryota, Choanoflagellata, Craspedida, Salpingoecidae.
AACAACAUGAUGGCGUGUUUGAUGGGGGGAAGGUGGUUGACGGCGGCUCGCGCUGCUGCUGCUGCACCUGCUGUUGCUGUUGCAAAGGCAGCGUGUGUGCCGUGCUUGCUUGUGGCUUCCCGUGCUGCCAGUAAGAAGGCUGGCGGCUCCACCAACAAUGGCAGGAAAACGGCCGGCAAGCGCCUCGGCAUCAAGAAAUCAGAAGGGUGCGCUGUGGUUUCUGGAAACAUUGUUGUGCGACAGCGAGGAACAGACGUCCACCCGGGCCUCAACGUCGGCAUGGGCCGUGACCACACUUUGUAUGCACUGACCGAUGGCUUUGUUAAGUUUACCCGCACGCGUGACGGCCCAAACAAGCGCAAGUAUGUUCACAUCCUGGACAAGCGGGGUGAGAUGCCCGCCUUCUUGUGAAAACCGCUUGCGCUGUGUCGUGUGCUGUAUCGUGAGCUGUUGUUUGUGCAGUGCUGUGGAGUUCUGUAGUGUUGUGGGGGUGCUGUGUAGUGUUGUGUGCUUCUUUUCCGAUCAUGCCAACCCUCGUCCCAAUGCGUAUGCGUCAUUCUGUGUGCCUGUGUGUCUGGGCGUGUGUGCCUGUGUGUCGAGUGUCCAAUGAACAGUGACAACUCCAGCAUCCUAUCGUCUCUGUCAUCAUCAUGGUGUCGUUGUACUGCAUUGUAACCAUGUGUUGCGCGCCAACCGGAGGGUCAAGAAAGAGACAGGGAGAUGUGUAUGUGUGUGUAUAUUGUGUGUAUGUGUGUGUGUGUAUUUGCGAGUGGGCGCGGGCAGUAAAUCGAUGGGGCAAUCGCCAAGCCC